Brettanomyces bruxellensis is the source of this 1698-nucleotide messenger RNA. RefSeq lists its product as uncharacterized. Gene Ontology annotation, biological process: fungal-type cell wall organization; calcineurin-mediated signaling. Gene Ontology annotation, cellular component: calcineurin complex; cytoplasm. NCBI's taxonomy places the organism in Eukaryota, Fungi, Ascomycota, Pichiomycetes, Pichiales, Pichiaceae. The transcript has a single exon. The record is from RefSeq and is a predicted model, not a curated record. Gene Ontology annotation, molecular function: calmodulin binding; calmodulin-dependent protein phosphatase activity. Bases 1 to 1698 code for a protein of 565 amino acids.
AUGUCAGCACGGAGAAAAGUUGUGGCACGUGAAAACACGAUUAAAAUCGAAAAUGCCCUUCGACAACUGAAGAAUAGACGGGAAAGCGUACCAAACCGCGAUCCAACAAUAUAUAUCGAUGAUGAUGGGCAUAAAUACAAAACCACCUCGCGUAUUAUGAUGGAUGUUGAGCCGCCGACGUUGGAAAAGCCAACUGAUGAGAGAGUUUUUGCGCGUGAGAACCAAACUCCAGACUAUAAGUACCUUAGAGAGCAUUUCAAAAGAGAGGGAAAGUUGAACAAGUCGCAAGUGCUGAAAAUCAUCAACAGGGCGACUGAAAUCUUCACAAAGGAGCCAAACUUGCUGCACGUUCCUCCGCCGGUUACCGUGUGUGGGGACGUGCACGGCCAAUAUUACGAUCUGUUGAAGAUUUUCGAGAUUUCGGGUGAUCCAGACAAGACUUCAUACUUGUUUAUGGGUGAUUACGUUGACCGCGGUUCGAACUCGCUAGAGGUGCUUCUUCUUCUUUAUGCGAUGAAGAUAUGCCACCCUGAGACAUUUUUCAUGCUGCGGGGGAACCACGAGACUCUUCAGAUGACGUCACAUUUCACAUUUAAGACCGAGUGUCUGUUGAAGUACGAUGAGUCCGUUUACAAAGCAGCAUUGAAGUCUUUUGCCGCCCUUCCGAUAGCGGCCAUUAUGAACAAGCAGUUUCUAUGUGUUCACGGAGGAAUGUCGAAGGAUCUUCACACUUUGGACGAUGUUCGGGCUAUCGACCGCUUCCAGGUCGAUGUUCCCUCACAUGGAAUAUUUUGCGACCUCAUGUGGGCCGAUCCGUCGAACGAGUACGAUACGGAGGAUAUUGAGGAUGAGGAUGAGUUCUUCAGCGAGAAUUAUGACCGCGGAUGCUCGUACAUGUUCACAUAUCCAGCGGUUUGCCGUUUUCUAAAGAAAAAUCGGCUUCUCUGCAUGAUUCGGGCCCACCAGGCACAGGAUGCCGGAUACAGGAUGUACAGGAAGACGCUUCCGCAGCAAUUCCCGUCGGUAAUCACGCUUUUUUCCGCUCCAAACUACUGCGGAACUUACGGAAAUAAGGCUGCAGUUCUCAAAUAUGACACUGCAGUGAUGAAUAUUCGACAGUUUGGCUCGCAGCCCGAGCCUUACCACCUCCCGGACUUCAUGAACGUGUUCACGUGGUCAAUACCGUUUGUGGCAGAGCGUGUUUUCGACAUCCUCUACUCUGUGCUCAACAUAUGCACUGAUGAAGAGCUCGAAAAGGGCACCCCGUUGUCUAAAGAACUCACAAAAACAAUCGAGGAUGUCAAGAAAAGCAGGCAUAUUGGCUCAUCUUCCAGGGCAUCGUUACUCUCUGAGUUAACCUCGAAUAACGGAGAUGGUGGAUCGAAAUCGCUCGAUAAAACGGCUUUACGGAACAAAAUACUCGCCAUCGGCCGUGUUUCCAGGAUGUUCAACAUUCUCCGGCAGGAGGCCGAGAAGGUGGAGCAGCUCAGAAACCUUUCUGGAGGCUCUAGUCUCCCUAAAGGUGUUCUUCUUGGCGGUCAGGGUGAGUUGGAUAAGAAAUUGAGCUCUUUUGAAGAAGCACGUUUGGCCGAUCUUUCCAAUGAGGCCAUGCCACCCACUCCCGAGCAACGUGCUAAAGCUGCUUCCAGAAGAUACAGUGAUUUACUCAAAGAGGCGGAAGAACAAGCACCGAAAUGA